Phytophthora nicotianae INRA-310 is the source of this 129-nucleotide messenger RNA. RefSeq lists its product as hypothetical. NCBI's taxonomy places the organism in Eukaryota, Oomycota, Peronosporomycetes, Peronosporales, Peronosporaceae. The record is from RefSeq and is a predicted model, not a curated record. Bases 1 to 129 code for a protein of 42 amino acids. The transcript has a single exon.
AUGUCGAGCACUCACGCUCUGAAUCUUUCUAUCUCUCUGGCUUAUAUUCGACGGAAACUACGCUCACGCAAGUGGAACCCGGUGGUUCGCGGCCUGGCAGAAGCCCCAACGUUGAACGAGAUCACGUAG